UGAGAUCAAAGAAAUGGUCGGACCACCGUACGAUUGCCUGGCGAACCCUCUCGGAGUUGUCCGAUUGACGUUCGAAAAGGCGAUAGGGUCUGGUUGGCACCCUUCCUCCUUCGAUGGCAAAGAUUGGGGUGCCGUCGACCUCUUCGGCCACUUUCUCUUCGACCAAUGACACCUCUCUCAGGUUUAAUCUAGUGCCGAGAAUCUUCUGGUGUUUAGUUUUCAAAAGUGAUGUUUAAUGUAGGUUCAUCAGCGCCUGUCUUGCAAGUAAUGAAGUUGUCUCCCAACUAGAACAUGUUUGUUACAGACGGAGAUGCCAGCUGAUGUCCAAUUGCUAAUAUUGUCCGAGGGGAAAUCAAACACCUUGCCAGCUGAUAUAAUUAUGCCCUUCCAGCCUUCUUCAGUUGAUUCCUCAGAAUUUGUGCCUAAAGAAGCCCUAGAGGCACAAAUUCUGAGUUGAUGAACUUCAGUUGAUUCAAUUUCAGUUCAAUUUAUUCAUGGUUCGAGUCAUAUACGAGUUUGAUCCAGUUCGAUCCAAUUUCAGUCUGGUUUAAACCGGUCUCGUUCUGAUUUGGCCCAUAGCCGGGUUUAGCUGAUAGCAUAAAAUUCACGGGGUUACUUUGUAAAUAAAAAAAGUUUCAUUUUCCAUUUGAAAAAUCUCCGAGAAUUUAGAAAGAAAGUGCAUUGACCUUCGAUUGUCAUCUUCAAUCAAAUCCAGAAAUCGAGAUUGAGAUCUUAUUGUUAAGCAGAAUGAGGAGGUCUCGUCUGGAUUCGAUCCUCUCCACGUUCGUCUCCGUUCACCCUCACGAAGUCUCAUCUGUGCUUCACUCUUCCUCUUGUUUCUUCUUCAUUUUGAGCGCGUAUUUUGUGGUGUUGCCGUUGCGGGACGAGGGCGCGAUCUCGUUAGGGUUAUCGAAUCUACCUGGUUUGUUUGUUGGAUCCUUGGCUCUCACGCUGAUCGCUGCUCCUUUGUCCACUCUUAUUUUCUCCUUGCCUAAUUUCUCUAAAGCAAAGGCUUUGCUUUUGAUACACAGAUUUUUUAGUGUAUCACUUGUUGUGUUCUUCUUUCUGUGGCGUUCCUCAUCAAGUGGAAUUUCCCCAUUCAAAACCAAGGGUACAGUUUCCAUAUCCACUGAAUUAAAGGAGGAUCUAAAAGUUGAUGUCAAUGAAGCUGGUUCACCUGCAUAUUCUGGCAGUUGGGAUGACCACGGAUGGUUUUACAUUUCUGUGAGAAUUGCAUUGUUCCUCUGGGUUGCUCUGCUUAAUCUUAUUACCAUCUCUUCAACUUGGGCUAGAGUAAUUGAUGUGAUGGACAGUGAGUCAGGUUCAAGAUUGUUUGGAUUCAUUGGGGCUGGUGCUACACUUGGCCAGCUUUUUGGGUCAUUAUUUGUCACAAGAAUGGCUUGGUUGGGACCAUUUCUGCUUUUGUUUGCUGCUUUGUUGAUGGAACUUGCUGCACAGUCAUCAAAAGGGAUCAAGAAGGACAUAUCCCAACUUCCUGAAGAAUUAUCUCCCAUAAGAAAGGCUGAUCCUGAUCAGCAUAGUGAGGAUGAUAAACAGACAUCAGCAUUUUUCAAAGUUCUUUCUCCCAAGUCACCUACAUCUAGAGUGAAGCCUCAGUUUUUGGCCAUCUUAGAUGGAUUUUGGCUUAUUUUAUCUUCAACUUAUUUAUUGUAUGUGUCCUUAUUCCUGUGGCUGAGUGCAGUUGUCUCCUCAUUCUUCUACUUCCAGAAGGUGACUGUAAUCGCUAUGACUGUUACUAGUUCUCUUGGCAGAAGAAGAUUGUUUGCCCAGAUAAAUAGCUUCAUUGCAGUUUUUAUCCUUGCUGGACAACUUACAUUAACGGGGCGCAUCCUUACUAUAGCUGGGGUUACUACAGCUAUAUGCUCUGCUCCAGUUGUUGCCUUUUUAAAUUUGGUUGCUGUUGCUGUUUGGCCGACUUGGAUAGCAUUUGCCAUCUGUGAGACUUUAAGAAAGGUCGUUACUUAUGUAGUGACCAGGCCAGGAAGAGAACUCCUAUUUACUGUUGUUUCGGAGGAAGAGAAAUACAAAGCAAAGGUGUGCAUAGAUGUAAUUGUCCAACGGCUGGGAGAUGCUACAGCAGCAGGAAUGUAUAAACUACUAUUCAGCAUUCUUCAUGAGAAAGCCUCAACUGUCUCCUUGUAUGCCUUGCCUGUCUGUUUAAUGUGGAUAGUUACAGCAUUCCAUUUAGGACAGCGCCAAGCACAACUUGCCAAGCUCCAGAAUGUCUGAACUUCCGGAAUUUUUCUUUGAACAGCAGUCGUGUAAAGUUUUUCUUGGGCAGACGCAAAGAUCAAUCAAUCAGUUUUCUUUAAAAGUACAGUUAUCAUUACGCAAGCAUUUAAUUAAUGACAUUGAUAGGAAGAGCAUCGUUUCCGCAUCAAAUGUUUUAUUCUGCGUUUUCCAUUGACUUGAUCAAGAACCACUUUCAUUACCAAGACACUUUCGUUGCUGUUUAGACUACUCUCGGAUUUCAUUGAGCUGGAAUGAGGUUGUUCUGUGAUAAGUACUUCCCUUGCAGCCACUGGCAUAGUUUUGGCAUGCACUGAAGUUUAAGCUCCCAUUGAGAUGUCAGUUGCAAUGAUUCAGAAAUCUAAGAUAGAAAAGUUUAUAUUCUUUUAGUUCAGGAAACGCUCCAGCCCCACGAUAAGAUCUGAAAUCAAUAAAAACUGGUUUGUUCUCUUUUGCCGGUUAACAACUUGUAAGCUUGAAAACACAUUCUCAGUGGACAGUAAACUAGGAAACUGCGGACAUGAACUAUUGUAUUGGAUUUAGAUCAUACAAAUGAAUUGCAUCUAGACUAGCAUUUACUGAUACCUUAUGUACUACAAUUUAGUAACAAAAAGGCCGACUGUUGGAUUGCA
This is a messenger RNA of Hevea brasiliensis (rubber tree), 2882 nucleotides long. RefSeq lists its product as uncharacterized. The transcript is spliced from 14 exons. Lineage: Eukaryota; Viridiplantae; Streptophyta; Magnoliopsida; Malpighiales; Euphorbiaceae. Gene Ontology annotation, biological process: nucleotide transport. Gene Ontology annotation, cellular component: membrane. The record is from RefSeq and is a predicted model, not a curated record. Gene Ontology annotation, molecular function: ATP:ADP antiporter activity. The coding region runs from base 748 to 2250 and encodes 500 amino acids.